GCGCGGCGGAGGCCUUAGGCCAAGCGCUACCGGCUCCGGGGCUGAAAAUGCUCGCCCGACUCGGCGCGCUCUAGGGGUUCAGUACUGGGCCCGUACUCUCCGCUUUCCCGCCUGCCCCGCCCCCACUGCGCUCGCCCCGCCCCACGCGGCCACCUGCUACCCAGAGCGCACCAGUGGAGGGCGCGGGAGCGCGCGCCCCGGCGCUAGCAAGGCCGGGAGGAUGGCGCGGGCCUCGCUGAUACAGCCGGGGCUCUGGGCGCUGCUGUUGCUGCAGGCAGUGGGCCCCGCCGUGGCCGCCAAGCUUAACAUUCCCAAGGUGCUGCUGCCCUUUACGCGAGCCACGCGCGUGAACUUCACUCUGGAAGCUUCUGAGGGCUGCUACCGCUGGUCAUCCACACGGCCAGAGGUAGCCAGCAUAGAGCCAUUGGGCUCUAGUGAACAGCAGUGCUCCCAGAAGGCAGUGGUGCAGGCCCGCCUGACCCAGCCAGCCCGCCUGACCAGCAUCAUCUUUGCAGAAGACAUCACUACAGGCCAGGUGCUGCGCUGCGACGCCAUUGUUGAUCUCAUCCACGGCAUUCAGAUUGUCUCUACCACCCGUGAGCUCUAUCUUGAGGACUCUCCGCUGGAGCUGAAGAUCCAGGCUCUGGACUCAGAAGGGAAUACCUUCAGUACCCUGGCAGGCCUGGUCUUUGACUGGACAAUUGUGAAGGAUACAGAGGCCAAUGGAUUCUCAGACUCCCACAAUGCACUACGAAUCCUCACCUUCUUGGAAUCUACAUAUAUCCCGCCUUCCUACAUCUCAGAGAUGGAGAAGGCAGCCAAACAAGGCGACACCAUCCUGGUGUCUGGGAUGAAGACUGGAAGCUCCAAGCUCAAGGCUAGAAUUCAGGAGGCUGUCUACAAGAAUGUUCGCCCUGCGGAAGUCAGGCUGCUGAUCUUGGAGAACAUCCUUCUGAAUCCAGCCUAUGAUGUUUACCUACUGGUGGGGACGUCCAUUCACUACAAGGUUCAGAAGAUCAGGCAGGGCAAGAUUACAGAACUCUCAAUGCCUUCCGAUCAGUACGAGCUGCAGCUCCAGAACAGCAUCCCAGAUCCCCAGGGAGACCCUGCCCGUCCUGUGGCCGUCCUGACCCAGGACACAUCAAGAGUCACUGCCAUGCAGAUGGGACAGAGCAACCUGGUCCUGGGCCACAGGAGCAUCCGUAUGCAAGGAGCUUCUAGGCUGCCCAACAGCACCAUCUAUGUGGUUGAAGCCGGGUACCUAGGCUUCACAGUUCACCCUGGUGACAGGUGGGUGCUUGAGACUGGACAUCUGUAUGCAGUUACCAUCGAAGUAUUUGAUAGAUCCAGCAACAAGGUCUACCCGUCUGACAACAUCCGAAUUGAAGCUGUGUUUCCUGCUGAGUUUUUUGAGGUUCUGUCAUCUUCCCAGAAUGGGUCUUAUCAUCAUGUCAGGGCUAUCCAGAGUGGCCAGACGACCAUCAGUGCAAGCCUCACCUCUGUGGUGGACCAGGAUGGUGGAGUCCAUGUGCUUCAGGUACCUGUGUGGAACCAGCAAGAAGUAGACAUUCAUAUACCCAUCACACUCUAUCCCAGCAUCCUGACGUUUCCAUGGCAACCAAAGACAGGAGCCUAUCAAUAUACUAUAAAGGCCCAUGGGGGCAGUGGGAACUUCACCUGGUCUUCCUCGAGCUACAUGGUUGCCACGGUUACUGUCAAGGGUGUCAUGACCACAGGCGGUGACACUGGCCUCAGUGUGAUCCGGGCACAUGAUGUUCAGAACCCUCUCCAUUUUGGUGAGAUGAAGGUGUAUGUGAUUGAGCCCAGCAGCAUGGAGUUUGCCCCGUGCCAGGUGGAGGCUCGAGUGGGUCACACCCUGGAGCUGCCCCUGACAAUCAGUGGCCUCAUGCCCGGUGGGAGCAGCGAGGUGGUCACCCUGAGCGACUGCUCCCAUUUUGACCUGGUGGUGGAGGUGGAGAACCAGGGUGUGUUCCAGCCAUUGCCAGGGAGGCUGCCACCAGGGCCUGAGCACUGCAGUGGAGUCAAAGUGAGAGCUGAUGCCCAGGGGUCCACUACCCUCCUUGUCAGCUACACACAUGGCCAUGUGCACUUGGGUGCAAAGAUCACUCUUGCUGCCUACCUGCCCCUCAAGGCUGUGGAUCCCUCUUCUGUUGCUGUGGUAACCCUGGGAUCCUCAAAGGAGAUGCUGUUUGAAGGAGGCCCCAGGCCAUGGGUCCUGGAACCUUCCAAAUUCUUUCGGAAUGUCACUUCUGAAGACACAGGCAGCAUCAGUCUCUCUCUCUUGGGUCCUCCAGCCUCUCGGAAUUACCAGCAGCACCGGGUCCUUGUGACCUGCCAGGCCCUGGGUGAGCAGGUCAUCGCCCUGUCUGUGGGGAACCGGCCCAGCCUCUCUAACCCCUUCCCUGCUGUGGAGCCCACUGUGGUGAAAUCCGUCUGCGCCCCACCGUCCAGGCUUACUCUCAUGCCUGUCUAUGCCCUCCCGCAGCUCGACCUCUCUUGUCCAUUGCUGCAGCAGAAUAAGCAGGUGGUUCCAGUAUCCAGUCACCGCAAUCCCCUGUUAGACCUGGGUGCUUAUGACCAACAAGGCCGGCGAUUCGAUAACUUCAGCUCUCUGAGCAUCCAGUGGGAGUCCUUUCGGCCACUGCUGGCCAGCAUUGAGGUUGACCAGCCCAUGCAGCUGGUAUCCCAGGAUGAUGGGAAUGGCCAAAAGAAACUACAUGGUUUGCAGACAGUUUCGGUUCACGAGGCAUCAGGAACCACAGCCAUCUCUGCCACGGCGACUGGCUACCAGCAGUCCCACCUGAGUGCAGCCGGAGUGAAGCAGCUGCGUGACCCUCUAGUACCUGUGUCAGCCUCCAUUGAGCUUAUACUCGUAGAGGAUGUGAGGGUCAGUCCAGAAGAAGUGACCAUCUAUAACCAUCCUGGUGUCCAGGUAGAACUCCACAUCACAGAAGGCUCUGGCUAUUUCUUCCUCAACACAAGCACCCAGGACAUCAUCAAUGUGGCCUACCAGGACACCCGGGGCGUGGCUAUGGUGCAUCCUCUGUUCCCAGGCUCAUCAACUGUCAUGGUCCAUGACUUGUGCCUGACCUUCCCAGCCCCAGCAAAGGCCACCAUUCAUGUCUCCGACAUCCAGGAGCUCUAUGUCCGAGUGGUGGACAAGGUGGAGAUCGGGAAGGCUGUCAAGGCCUAUGUCCGUGUGUUGGACUUCUACAAGAAGCCUUUCCUGGCCAAGUACUUCACCUUUAUGGACCUGAAGCUGCGAGCAGCCUCCCAGAUCAUCACGCUGGUGACUCUGGAUGAAGCUCUAGACAAUUACACGGCCACAUUCCUUGUGCACGGCGUGGCCAUUGGCCAAACCAGCCUGUCGGCAAGUGUGACGGACAAAUCUGGGCAGAGAGUCAGCUCCACCGCACAACAGAUCGAGGUCUUCCCCCCAUUCAGACUGAUACCAAGGAAGGUGACACUGAUUAUUGGAGCCAUGAUACAGAUCACCUCCGAGGGCGGCCCCCAGCCUCAGUCCAACAUCCUCUUCUCCAUCAACAAUGAGAGUGUGGCUGCAGUGAGCAGCGCCGGGCUGGUGCGUGGGCUCAUGGUUGGCAAUGGCUCUGUACUGGGAGUUGUGCAGGCAGUGGAUGCCGAGACUGGCAAGGUCAUCAUCGUCUCCCAGGAUCAUGUGGAAGUAGAGGUGCUACAGCUCCAGGCAGUGAGGAUCCGAGCCCCGAUCACACGAAUGAGGACCGGGACCCAGAUGCCUGUCUAUGUCACCGGGAUCACCAGCAACCAGAGCCCUUUCUCCUUUGGCAAUGCUGUGCCAGGCCUGACCUUCCACUGGUCUGUCACCAAGAGGGAUGUCCUGGACCUUCGAGGACGGCACCAUGAGGUGUCAAUCCGGCUCUCGCCUCAGUACAAUUUUGCCAUGAAUGUGCAUGGCCGGGUGAAAGGUCGGACUGGACUGCGGGUGGUGGUCAAAGCUCUGGACCCCACAGCUGGGCAGCUGCAUGGUCUCGGCAAGGAGCUCUCAGAUGAGAUCCAAAUUCAGGUAUUUGAAAAACUGCGGCUGCUGAACCCUGAAGUAGAAGCAGAACAAAUACUAAUGUCACCUAACUCGUUUAUAAAGCUGCAGACAAACAGGGAUGGUGCAGCCAUUCUGAGCUACCGGGUCCUCGAUGGGCCUGAGAAGGCUCCCAUCGUGCACAUUGACGAGAAGGGCUUUCUGGUGUCCGGCUCUGGGAUUGGAGUGUCCACCCUCGAAGUGAUUGCACAGGAGCCUUUCGGCACCAACCAGACUGUCCUUGUCGCUGUAAAGGUCUCUCCUAUUUCAUACCUGAGGAUCUCCAUGAGCCCAGUCCUGCACACUCAGCACAAGGAGGUGCUGACAGCUCUGCCUCUGGGGAUGACUGUGACCUUCACUGUCCACUUCCAUGACAGCUCUGGAGACAUCUUCCACGCUCAUAAUUCAGACCUCAAUUUCGCUACUAACAGAGAUGACUUCGUGCAGAUUGGCAAGGGGGCCACCAACAACACCUGCAUCAUCCGCACAGUCAGUGUGGGCUUGACACUGCUCCACGUGUGGGAUGUGGAACAUCUCGGCCUCUCCGACUUCGUGCCACUACCUGUCCUGCAGGCCAUCACCCCAGAGUUGUCUGGAGCUGUGGUGGUGGGCGACAUCCUCUGCCUGGCUAGCGUUCUCAUUAGCCUGGGAGGUGUCUCAGGGACCUGGAGCUCCUCAGCUGGCAAUGUCCUCUAUGUUGACCCCAAGACAGGCGUGGCUAUAGCCCGAGAUGCAGGGCCUGUGACUGUUUACUAUGAAAUCGCUGGACAUCUGAAGACCUUCAAGGAGAUAGUGGUCGUCACCCCUCAGAAGAUUGUGGCCCGUCGCCUCCACGCCACGCAGACCAGUAUCCAGGAAGCCACAGCCUCUAAAGUGACUGUCAGCGUGGGAGACAGGAGCUCUAACCUACUUGGUGAGUGCUCCUCUGCCCAGCGAGAGGCCAUAGAAGCCUUGCACCCAGAGUCCCUCAUCAGCUGCCAACUCCAGUUCAAGCAAGAUGUCUUUGACUUCCCUGCUCGUGACAUCUUCUCUGUGGAACCAGGAUUUGAUACUGCACUGGGCCAGUACCUCUGCUCGGUUACUAUGCACAGACUGACAGAUAAGCAACUGAAGCACUUGAACAUGAAGAAGACAUCACUGGCGGUCACCGCCUCCAUGCCUAGCAGCCGUACAUCUGUAGAAAAGGUGGGAGCUGAGGUCCCCUUCAGUCCAGGGCUCUAUGCCAACCAGGCAGAAAUCCUUUUGAGCAACCACUACCCCAGCUCCGAGGUCAAGAUCUUCGGUGCUGUGGAAAUUCUGGAAAACUUGGAGGUGAGGUCCGGGUCCCCAGCAGUGCUAGCCUCCGUGAAAGAGAAGUCAUUUGGACUGCCCAGCUUCAUCACGUACACAGUUGGUGUCUUGGAUCCCACAGCUGGCAGCCAAGGCCCUCUGUCCACUGCCCUGACCUUCUCCAGUCCUGCCACUAACCAGGCCAUCACCAUUCCAGUCACUGUGGCCUUUGUGUUGGAUCGUCGUGGGCCUGGUCCCUAUGGAGCCAGCCUCCUGUCACACUUCCUGGACUCCUAUCAAGUCAUGUUCUUCACCUUUUUUGCCCUGCUGGCUGGGACAGCAGUCACCAUUAUAGCCUACCACACGGUCUGUGCACCCCGGGAACUUGCUUCACCACUGGCCCUCACGCCCCAUGCCAGCCCUCAGCACAGCCCCCACUGUGAGUACCACAGCCACAAGCACAGCCUAGAGCGCUGCCACCAGAGUCAUUUCCUGGGGAAGGGUGGGAUCCAGGCCCUGAACCCUAGUUUUCACAGCCUGUGUCAGAGCAAAGGGGAAAGUUAGGGCUGAGCCCCAGGGACACAUGUGCCAGGGACAAGGGUGUCACACGGACUCAGAGACUAGUCCUGACUCCUCAGAGGUGUCCACAGCAGGCAGUGGGAUGGGAGGAGUUGGUAGAGGCUGGGCUGUCUAAGCAGGUGAAUUCCAGAAGAGACAGACAGGGCUACCACUGAGAGGUCAAAUUGGGAUAGGAGGAUGUCCUGAUGAGAGAGACACCCCCUCCCAGAGAAAGAAAAGCCUACUCCUUUUGAUAAUCUAUUUGUCUCUGAUGGCCUAGUCUUGGUCACCUCUACAAUUCCUGGGGUACCUCUCUCCAAGAGUCUCCUGAACUGUGCAGUGUCCUACCCGUGCAGUGGUACCCAGCAGCCCUUUGGCUCCCACUUGGUAGUCUGAUGCCUGUGUAAGAGGCCCUUGAGCUAGUGUCUGCUCAUCUCAGUGUCACAGAGUUUUGGUGAGAGGACGGUUUUAUGACCAGAAGCACUGUCCCUGGGAGACACAACACACACACACACACACACACACACACACACACACACACACACACACACACACACACACACAGACACACACCCUGGGAUCCCAGCAGGGUGGUGGCUGUCCUUGUGACUUUGGCUUGUUGCAUAGCUGUUCUGCUACAGUCCUUUCUAACCCUUCCUCCCAGUGUUUGUUGAAAUUACCAUAGGGACUUAGUAACGUCUCCCUAAGUUCCUUUUUCACUUGUCUCCAGGUCCUUGUUACUACAGCACUGUUCUCAAGAGUCUCGUUCUUCCAUCCUCUUGGCCAACCCUUGGAAAAAUAACAUAUGUCAUGUGACCCACCCCAGACUCUGGCUGAGCUCAGGAAGGUCAGAGGUCAUGCUCCAGGCUGAGUGGAUGGAGACACACACACACACACACACACACACACACACACACACGUACAUACAUAGGCUAUAUAUAGUGUCUUGGUACCAAGGACCAUGAUUUUAUCCUCUUUCAAAAACCCUAUACAUUCCAGUAAAUCUCAUCCACACCCCCGCCGCAGGAUUUAGCCUACUCUAGCUCAUAGAGUGUUCAUUGGAGACAGAUUUCCUCAAGUGGGAAUUGGAAGACAGGAGGCUGCUGGGUACAGAAAGCACAGGUUGAGCAGUAUAAUCUCCCAUGCCUGCCCUGGCCCUGUCGGUUUCUGCUGUCCCAGGUAUGUGCCCCUGGCAUGCUGCGGGCACACACUGUGGUGGGGAUAUUGGUGCUUACUCCUCCUUACUCACUCCCAUUUCCUCCCUAGAUCUUGCCUCAUCCCCGACUGCUUUCAACACACUGCCUUCUGAUCGCAAAGCCAGCCCUCCCUCAGGGCUCUGGAGCCCAGCCUAUGCCUCUCACUAGGCAGUGUGCAGGGCUGGUAUUGCUACACAGCUGAACUGACACCUGGACAAAAGGGUCACUGUCGUUUUCACACGGUAAAACCACGCCUGGGCCCUAGGCCAUCCUCACUGCCCUGGCUGUGCUGAACCACUGCCUGAUUCACACAAGCAAGGGUUUUUAAUUUGUUUGCUUUUAAUUCUCUUUCCAAGCCUUGAGGGCCAGGGCUUCCUGGUUCCCUCUUUCUCAUGUGGCGUGCAGGAUAUGGGGGUGCUGCUUAGUCUUGUUUUUGUAAUGCUCAAGAAAGCUCACUCUCUGUUCAUGGCUUUAAGUGGCUGGAAGCUGUCUACAUCAUCUACAGAUGAUGCCAUCAUAGCGAUCUCAGGGAAAGGAUGUCCUCAUCACUCCUGGGGAUUUCGUGGUGCUUGGAAUAGAACCCAGGGUCUCACGCCUGCUUGCCAAUUGUUUGUCCACUGGCACGUGCACACACCAGCCCUUUUUUGUUUUGUUUUGUUUUGUUUUCAUGAAUACUUGUCCUGCUGCUACUAGGAAAUGUGGAGGACAAGCAGGUGUGGGUGUCCCCUAGGGGACACUGCCCAGAGCCCUGUGCUGUCUGAGCCUUACUGUGCUUGUUACUGAGCCUCAGCAGAGUAGCUCUCCUGUUUUGGCAGAAGGGCUUCUGUCACUGGUGUUGGAGUGCCUCUCGCUCUCCCUGACGCAGCUUGGGAAGAGCAGAGCAUUGUUGGCCCUGCCCUGAAGCCACUGGCGGGGAUCUUCUAAUCUCUGGCUUUGUUCUGAGAUGCUGCUAUGAGUUGUGGAGCCGAGAGACCCAGUGUGGUCUCUUCUUCUGCCCUGGAAGACCCCGAACACAGUACCUUGGUGGAUGUGAACCACCCUAUUCGCCCUCCUCUCCUCCUCCUCUGCCACCAGCGCUCUCCUAGCUGGCCCAGGAACAGAAGAGGAUUCCUUGAGUCUACAACUUCACAUCUGAACUCAGGGACAUGGCCACUCUGCUUCAGGUUCAGGUGCUGUGGCACUGUCGGAGCCAGAACCUCACGAGUGGACGUGUAUGGGCACCACAUCAGUCACCAAGAGUUCAGCCAGCCUUUGAAGGUCUUAUGUGGUUCCUUGUAUCCUUUGAGACUGAGCCACAAGAUGGACUUUUCUGGAGCUGGGGACAGAGGAUUUGUGUCCAGCCUGUCGCUUAAUCUCUCCCUGGAGUUAUGGAGUCUGCCCUGCAUUUGUUUAAUAAAGUUCUGUGUAGUUUCUUAAAGGA
Rattus norvegicus (Norway rat) is the source of this 8518-nucleotide messenger RNA. The record is from RefSeq and is a predicted model, not a curated record. NCBI's taxonomy places the organism in Eukaryota, Metazoa, Chordata, Mammalia, Rodentia, Muridae.